Oreochromis niloticus (Nile tilapia) is the source of this 1185-nucleotide messenger RNA. RefSeq lists its product as uncharacterized. Gene Ontology annotation, molecular function: transmembrane signaling receptor activity. Lineage: Eukaryota; Metazoa; Chordata; Actinopteri; Cichliformes; Cichlidae. The coding region runs from base 466 to 1185 and encodes 239 amino acids. Gene Ontology annotation, cellular component: plasma membrane. The record is from RefSeq and is a predicted model, not a curated record. The transcript is spliced from 6 exons.
AGACAGUCAACAUCCCAUGGGUAAAAAAUACUCAGGUUGAAAAAGUUAUUUUAGGAAGGAAGCUGUGGCGUGAAAGUUCACUCCAGGUGAACCUCAGCGGGGGUUCAAUUAAAGUGUUUUUGGUUUUAAGAUUUUAUUUUCUGCAGCAUUAGCAGGGAGAGUAACCUUUGUGCUUUCAAAACAAAGAAAACAAUCUUUAAAUCCUGUAUUUUACUGGUAACCAGUGAAUAUAGGCCUUUACCGGACAAGUAUUACUGGUGAAUUCUGAACCAACUACAGGUCAAUAGGACUGACUGAUUCCUAACACAAUCAAAUGGUUGGUGUAGAAGAAAAAGUUCAAAGUAAAAUGAGGAAGCGAGACACUGAAGUGUGUAGCUUCGGCUUCCUGACUGUUUAGAUAUUUAGAGACUAGAAGCAGUGAAGUGAUCUCCUGCAGUUUAUUUCUCCUACUGAAUUAACUUCAGAAUGAAUAUCCACUGUCUCCUCUUCUACUGCUGCUUCUUCUUCUCAGCGCUGUGUAGCGGUGGGCUCAUCAGUGCAAAAACAAUCACCCACACAGAAGGAGGCAGUAUCACUGUGGAGUGCUCCUUCUCUUUAUCUGGAAGAAAAAAGUUUCUCUGUAAGGACAAAUGCGAAGAAGGAGACGUUCUCAUUGAAACAGAAGACGACGCAGCUCAAAGGGGCCGAUACAGCAUCCAGUAUGAAGAGGGAUCUUUUCCAGUAUCGUCUACAGUUCUGUAUGUGAGCUUCACAGAGCUGACAAAGUCCGACUCUGGACGAUACUCGUGUGGUUUAGAACGGCCUCUCUUACCAGACUCAUAUCAGGAGUUUGAAGUCAGAGUUAUAGAUGCCUUGAAGACUUUCCCCGAGACACUGAGGCAGGUUGAACAGCAGCAGACUGACGAAACAGCUCAGGCUCUUAGCUUUAAAGCUCAUGUCCUGCCUCUGGUCACAUGUGUCACUGUGCUGUUUGCUGCUGUUGUGUUGCUCUUCUACAAAUGGAUCAGAAUAAGGGAGACUGAUGGUUUGACCACCAGGAGGCAGUCAGACACAAAGAACAACACAAGCAGAAACCUGGAGUUUCCCACAUGCAGGAAGUGCUCUCCAGUCUCUAGAUGUGCAGACUUCACCUCCCCAGUGGAUGAAACCUGCAGCAAUCAGAAUAAAAUCUACUGUAACCUCUAA